Messenger RNA from Fragaria vesca subsp. vesca, 1551 nucleotides. RefSeq names its product gamma-glutamyl hydrolase-like. The transcript has 10 exons. Bases 95 to 1261 code for a protein of 388 amino acids. NCBI's taxonomy places the organism in Eukaryota, Viridiplantae, Streptophyta, Magnoliopsida, Rosales, Rosaceae. Gene Ontology annotation, biological process: tetrahydrofolylpolyglutamate metabolic process. Gene Ontology annotation, molecular function: gamma-glutamyl-peptidase activity. The record is from RefSeq and is a predicted model, not a curated record. Gene Ontology annotation, cellular component: vacuole.
ACUUUCAAAUUGGUCGUAACUGAGAGCUCACACCAUCAUCGAGUCCAUCCCCUUUUCUCUAUGCCAACCCCAAAUCGCUUCCCUCUUUCACAAAAUGCCCUCCCCCUUCCUCUCUAAUCCCACCCCUACCCCACCUCCGGAGUCCUCCUCCGACGCCCCAAACGACGCCGUUCCCGCCGCAGCUUCCUCCUCCUCUUCUCGCUACUCGGAGAUGUGGAACUACCUCUGGAUCCCCUUCCUCAUUUCCCUCUCCAAGGAGCUCACCUCCGCCAAGGCCCAGUCCGCGCCGGCGAUUCUCCUCCCGAGUCAACUCGCCGCCUCCGACUCGUCGUCCCCGAGGUGUACGCCGCUGGACCCCAAGUUGAAUUACCGCCCGGUGAUCGGAAUCCUCAGCCAUCCCGGCGACGGCGCCUCCGGUCGGCUCAGUAAUGUUACUGGUACUUCGUACAUCGCCGCCUCCUACGUCAAGUUCGUUGAGUCGGCCGGCGCUCGUGUUAUUCCGCUCAUCUAUAACGAGCCUUCCGAUGUGCUCUUCCAGAAGCUGAAUCUAGUCAACGGAGUGCUUUUCACCGGAGGCUGGGCUAAAAGUGGUCGGUACUAUGAUGUUGCUGAGAAAAUAUUUAAGAUGAUUUUAGAGAGGAAUGAUGCUGGUGACCAUUUUCCAUUAUACGCCAUCUGCUUGGGUUUUGAACUUCUAACAAUGAUCAUCAGCAAGAAUAAGAAAAUUCUGGAGUCAUUCAGUGCUGCAGAUAUGGCAUCAACUUUACAAUUUACUGAGAACAUGAAUAUUGAGGGAACUGUGUUUCAAAGAUUUCCGCCUGAUUUGCUUAGAAAGUUGAGUACAGAUUGUAUUGUCAUGCAGAACCACCAUUAUGGUAUCUCACCUGAGACGUUGCAACAAAACCCAGAUCUGUCAAGUUUCUUUAAGAUCUUGACAACCAGUACUGAUGAAGAUGAUAAGGUCUAUGUCUCCACAGUACAUGCAUACCACUAUCCUGUGACUGCCUUCCAAUGGCAUCCUGAGAAAAAUGCUUUUGAAUGGGGGUUACAGAUGAUUCCACACUCAGAAGAUGCCAUUCAAGUGACUCAGCACAUCGCAAACUUCUUGGUCAGCGAGGCAAGGAAGUCAUUAAACAGGCCACCUCUUCAGGAUGUCCUCGACAAUCUCAUCUACAAUUACAGUCCAACAUUUUGUGGGAAGGCAGGGAAGGGAUACGAUGAAGUUUACAUCUUCAAACAACCUUCACUGGCACAUUUGUAAAUCGAGCUGUAGAUGGAAAUUUGUAAUAAUGGACAAUGAAAGUGAAAGUAUAUAAUUAGCAUUUCCACUUCAAACAUAAGUAUUUAUAAGGCAGUAGACCUCUCAUUUGACAUGUACUGUGAUUAUCUUACACUCGCAUUGUACACUUAAAAGUACAAUUGGGUCGAGUGACUCAUCGAGGAUACUGUGUAAAUGUGUGAUCUCGAUUAAGAGAAAACUUAAUAAGUUGUUAUACGCUGAUGUGCAUAAUCAAGCCAUUUGGUUCAAGCAGAGCAAAGCUUCAAAUUCUU